CUCUGCCGGAGAAAGAAAGACGUUUCGGGUGCUUAGCCGUUGGUCGCCAUUUUAAGAAGUUACAAAAACCGGUGGUAGGUAGGUGUUACGCAGCAAGCCUUUACGGUUUUUGGUAUUUUAAAAACAGUUUUCACCAAUAUAAGGAUCAAUGUCUCGAUUCAACUAUCAUCGCGGCGGUCUUGGGAUGAACAAUUUCCAGCCACGCAGAGGCGGCGGACCCGGCGGCCCCAUGCGGGGUGGGCUAAUGGGAAACCCAAAUUUCAGGAACCAUCCUUUCCAGAAUCAGAACCAAAAUCGGAGGGGAUCCAACAACAACUUCAACAAACCGCAAAACCAGGGACAACAGACGACUCCCCAGAAGCCCCAACAGAACCAGUCAAUGCCGAUCAUCCCUCCGCCGAGUCCCGGCCCGGCUCUCACGAUGAAAGGCCCGAUGCAGCAACAACAGCAACAGAAACCGGCCCCGCAACAGCAGGAGCAGCAGAAGCCGACCACCCCUGCGCCUCAGACCAAGAUACAGUCACCGCCGGCUAAACCGAACAUAACCUCCCCUCAGCCCAACCAGGCCAACAAGAACCAGAACCAGCAGCUCAAGUCACCGGUAGGAAAUGCUAACGGGCAGCAGCAGAAGCAGCAGCCUCCGCACCCAAGCCCCAAAACAGGACCACAGCAAGGCCAGAAGGGAGGACCGCAGCAAGGCCCAAAGUCUGGGCCACACCAAGGCCCGAAGGGAGGUCCUCAACAGGGCCAGAAGGGAGGCCACCAGGGCCCGAGGACUGGUCCACAGCAAGGCCAGAAGACCGGCCCACACCAAGGACAGAGGACAGGGCCACCGGCGAUGAAGUUCAAACAAGAAACCACAAACAACGAAGCAGCAGAAUCAGAAGAGGGCGAGUCAAAGGCUUUUAAGGCAACGCUGUCCAUGCUGCUGAAGCCCGGUGAGAAGACAUACACACAGCGGUGCCGUUUGUUCGUUGGUAACCUGCCGAACGACAUCACAGAGGAUGAUUUCAGGAAGAUAUUUGCAAAAUAUGGAGAGCCCAGUGAGGUCUUUAUCAACAAAAGCAAAGGCUUCGGGUUCAUCAGACUGGAAUCCAGAGCACUCGCAGAGAUAGCAAAAGCAGAGCUGGAUGACACACCGAUGAAAGGCAGACCCUUGCGUGUUCGAUUUGCUUCACAUUCUGCAGCAUUGUCUGUGAAGAAUUUGUCACCAUUUGUGUCUAAUGAGCUCCUAGAAGAAGCUUUCUCACAGUUUGGAAUGGUUGAGAGAGCGGUCGUCGUCGUAGAUGACCGUGGGCGCUCCACAGGCAGGGGCAUUGUCGAGUUCGCCUCCAGGCCUGCAGCCAGAAAGGCUCUGGAUAGGUGCAGUGAGGGUGUCUUUCUGCUCACCACGUCACCUCGGCCUGUUAUUGUGGAGCCUCUGGAACAGUAUGACAAUGAAGACGGUCUUCCAGAGAAAUUGGCACAGAAGAACCCCAGAUAUCAAGCAGAGCGUGAGGAGCCUCCUCGUUUUGCACGUCCUGGCACUUUUGAAUUUGAGUACUCCAAGCGCUGGAAGUCCCUGGAUGAAAUGGAGAAGCAGCAGAGGCAGCAGGUGGAGAAGAACAUGCGUGAAGCUCGUGAGAAACUGGAGAGUGAGAUGGAGGACGCUUACCACGAGCACCAGGCCAAUCUGCUGCGGCAAGAUCUACUGAGGCGACAGGAGGAACUGAGGCGCAUGGAGGAACUGCACAGUCAGGAGAUGCAGAAGAGGAAGGAGAUGCAGCUCAGACAAGAGGAAGAGCGACGGAGACGGGAGGAGGAGUUGCUUCGUAAGAGAGAGAUGGAAGAACAGAUGCGCCGCCAGCGUGAGGAGAACUACAGGAUGGGCAACUUCAUGGAUAGGGACAGGGAGAUGAGAAUGCAUUCCGGUGGAGCUUUGGGCAUGAGUGAUUUGCCCUUUGGUGGAUCCAACCAGAAGUUCCCAAUGGGUGGUCUGGGCUUUGAGGGUCAGCAAGGAAUGGGACCAUCUUCAGGAGGCUUGCUGGGCAACGAAAUGCGCAAUGAGCGCUUCGCCCAGGGCGGUCCUAGGGGAAUGGGUCCUGGUAACGCUGGGUAUGGCAGGGUCCGCGAGGAGUUCGAUGGCCCUGCUAAGAAACCCCGUUUCUAAAUGCUGCUCUUUGAUGCUUCCAGCAGCACCAUUUGUAUAGAUUCUCCAAAACGAACAUGUUGAGUCGCAUUUCUUGUAUUUAAGUUUAAAAUGUUGCAGCAUUUUAGCCAGACAAUUUACUCAUUUUAUGACAGUCAAUAUUUUCAAUUUUUUAUUUUAUAUUGUCUCUAGUGUGGAAAGAGGUCACCCUUGAGUGAUCCAGUAGUUCUUUCUUACCAUGUAUAAUUUUCUUUUCUAGUUGUGUUAUGCUCUGUGAGUCGUCGUGAAGUGAUAACUGUAACAUUUUUCUCAACUUCCUAUGGCUGUGUUUUGUGCCAUACAUUUGGAGUCAAAGCAUGUAUUAUAAUAAAGAGACAUUGGUUCUAUCCGGACAAACCUUUUAACAUUCAUUCCUAAAGUUGAAAUGUGCGGUACUAUCAAAAAGCAACCAAAUCCCAACAAUGGAUUGUUUGCAUAAAUGAAAUAGUAUACAUACAUGUAGAUGCCACAUUAGGCUUUAAAGGGUCUAUGUGUUGUCUCUGCCACAGUCCUGGCCUUUCAAUUAGGCAACGCAUACAACACCUGAUACCACUAUUGCAUAUACCUCUCUCCGUCCUUCGCUUCUUUGUUUUUCUCCCUGCAAAUUCAGAGGACUGACACCUGUCAGUAUUCUUAAUAAGUAUACUGUUAAGAGUUUUAGUCAACGGGAAUUAAACAGCGGUGUGUAAACACUGAACAGCGCUGAGGCCUAAUGAUUGCAGGAGACUCAGUGGAUUUCUUUUGCACAACUGAGCCAUUUCAAUUCACAAUCACUGCUCAGACAAAAUGAAGAUCUUUUUUUUGGAACACUAAAACUUUCCAUUGUUUUUCAUAUUAAAGUGGCUGCAUCAGCUUUUUCAGCCAUGCUUCAGGACAACAGAAAUACUUCACAUAGAACCUUUAAGACUGCCUGUGGUUCAGUUGGUGGUUGUGAGUAACCGAGCUGACAGACAUUCUGCUCACAUCACUCAGUCUGUCACAGAAGUGUGUGUUUGCAUGCUUCAAGGAUGGGUUAUUCACUACGUUUACAUGCAGUUCAGGAUGUCUUACAAGAAUCAUUUGCAGCAUUGACUUUUAAAAAAAAAAAAGCUGAUCUGUUUUUGUAGACAAAGAUGACAUGAAAGCUGCAUUUCCACUUUGUGUUGCCACUUUCUUGGGAGUUGAAUUAAGUUCCACAGCUUCACCCUAGUUGACCUGAAACUUUUUCCUAAUGUUUAUUAUAUGUAUUAUAGUUCUAGUGUACACUUUUCAAACUGCUCAACAACCAACAUGGCAUGUAUUGCUGCUGUUAUCAUGUGUUUAUUUAUAAUAUAAUUAAUUUCAACCCAUAAGACCAGCAGGCAGAGUGCAUUCAAUGCAUUGUUGCUAAUUUAGUUUAUCUGAAGAUAACUCCAAGAUUUUCUUUGGUUGGCUUCAGGCCUGAUGUGUAUUUUGCAUCUGGCAACGUAAUCACUGUAUAAGACGGCCUAGAGGUAAAACUUGUGUGUAUGUGUGUGUGCUGACCUUUCAUUGACAAGUCUAAUAGAAGUUGUGGGCAUAUUAGGCGCUCAUGGCUCAAUUCCCUUAAGUGGCAACAACAGCUAAUUGAUAGCCAUUUACUGUCUCAGGUGAACAGACAAACUUCCACAAACCUGCAUGUAAACGUAGUCAUCAUCAGUUACGGACUUAUUUUGGGUGCAACAAAAAUCUACUAAAGUUGGUGUGUAUAAGUAAAUCUAUAGUAAAGGAACUGACACAAGAUCUUAUCUGAAUUGAAUGUCAGUACAGUAGUUUCACUGUUUGUUGGCAUGGGUCUGCCUUUCCACGACUGGAAAAGGCCUCAUGAAAUGAAAUGAAAUGAAAAAUACUUUAUUUAUCCCAGAAGGGAAAUUCAAUAAUCAUUUAGAUUUAUGUAAACAUGCUGUUUGAAAGCAUGAUACCCAACAGAAACCAAAGCAGAUAUGCAUCAGGUUUACUCUGGAUGAAGACAUCAAGCCUUUUGGAUUACAAAAAAAUAAUAAAUAAAUAGUAACGGGUUACAUCUUUAACCAGAACUCUGACUAAUUCUGUUCAUGUUGAAUUUAUUUACAUGGCCAGUAAUUUUUGAGUUAACAAACACUCAGCGCUGGAUUUAGGAAAUGGAAACAGGUCCUCAACUUGCACAAGUAGUGCUUAACUGUCAUGGUCCUACAAGAGGAAAAGGACUCCAGAAACCUAAUUUGUCAAGGCAUGGGAUGACCUGCAGUGAGAUUCAGACAUGUUCUUAGUGUCUGAUGGUAGAAAGAAGGUCCAUCAGCAGCCUUUCUAGUAAACUGUUAGUAGACUCAUAUCAGUGUCUUACAGCCACAGUAUUGGGUUAUCAUCUUUUUUAAGUGGGUUGAAGUGCUUUUAUUUUUCCCAGAAUUGCCUUAGCCUUGUUUUUUGGGGUAACCUUUUACAAACACACCGUCCCACUCGGCCUUGUAUCAUUAUUUGGGUUGCAUUCAGCAGUGCCCAUUGACUAGAACUUUUUUUUUUUUUGCUUUUCAGCAGACAUGUUUGUCUGCAGCCUCCCUAACAUCAUAUAUAACAGUAUUAUAAGAACCAGCACACAAUAUCAGAAUCCAUUUAACAAUUGGAUAGCUUCUUAUUCGCAGACGUUCUGAAGAGAUAUUUCAGGAGGAAGAUGAAAGCAAUUGAAGAGUAAUAGUUGGGAUAAUUUACCUUGGGACAUUGGAAUUACACAAAUUAAUUUGGCACAUUGAUGUAUUAUGAAACCUAUCACUCGUGCAACAGUGGUUGGAUGUUACUGUACAGCAGAUGGUUUCAACCCCUUUCUGUUAAUGGCACAUUAUGAGUGAAGUUCCCAUUUUUUAAAUUCUCCUGCCUACUCUGAUACAACCAGUACUUUGUUAGAAGUACAAUAAAUGGAAAUCUCCAUUUAUUCACAAACUUGCCUCUGCAACCGUCUGUCAGUUGUGUGGAAAGAGGACACAGCUUGAAAAAGUGAGUGUAAGUAACGUUAUAAUAAUUCUCAUUUCAUAUAACUGUAUUAACUUGGCUGAAUUUUCUAGCAUGAGUUUUAAUCUGACUUUCUGUGGACUUUUGAAGGUGUUUAUGUUACUUGUACUCAAAGAAAUUAUACAGCAGUACGACUUCCAGUACUUGUUUAUAAUGCUUGAUUCUGAGUUUCAUCUUAAAGGUCUUUUUCACAGUUUCAACAUGAAGUAACUGGAGUCAUUUGCUUUAUACUCUCUGGUAAACUGUUAAAGUCUGUCUCAUGGUUGACUUUGGACAGCAUUUGAACCUCUAACUGGAUGACUACAAUGCUUCCCAUUGUCUGUCUUUUUAUUUGUUAUUUAGCCAAGGUUUGACAAAACAAUGCAGUGAUGAUGGAGUGACAAAACAUUUAAAAUACUUAAUCACCUGUCGUGUACCUGCUAAUGCAUCCUGCACAAUAACUAAACAUAUAAGCGUAAGAAUGGUACACUUUUUGCUUAGUAAGAAAAUAUUCAUGCGAUAUCUGACGGCGCUGCAGAACACACCUGAAAUGGCUGCAAAACAGAGGACUGCGAUGCUUGGAUGAAUUCGGUAAUAGAAUUGGAUAUCAUGGAGUGUUCAUCUCAAAUGUUACGUGUGUUUGUGUUAUGUACAUUUUUUCUUUAACAGGUAUGACCGGCUUUAAAGAUUUUGGACUGUGGAGGAAGUUGUGGCUGUGUAGUGUGAACUCAGGAAUGCAUUAACGUAGAAACCCAAACACUGGACUUGUGGGGUCCAUCUCAGUGAGACUCACAACAUCAUCAACAUAUUAUUAAGCAAGGCUGGAUAGUGGCUUGUAAAUGGAUAUAGUAUGGAUCAGCAGUUGGGCUUUGCUUCCACCAGCCCUGUAACAUUCCCCUUGCAUUAGCAUUUUUGGAAGACACAGGUAAAUACCAAUUCUUAAUAGCAAGAACUAACUUUUAAAGUUCAGUAGAUUGCAGAGAACAUUUUCACAUUAUUUGUUGCUCUGCAAAUACAAGUAUUGUCUUGAUAUUGUGAUUAGUUAGUAUUUUGUGAAAGUGAUUAGUAACAAGUUCAACCGAUACUCUUCAGUCACUCAUAUGAUAAUUUCUCUGCUAUCUUUUUUAGUGUCUUUAAUUCAAUUCGCCGUUAUUUUUUUUGUCAAUUUACAACACCCAAAUGACCCAAAUAGCUUUCCAGUAGAAAUAUAAAGUUAAGGUACAUGAGUCAUUGUACCUGAGUUGAGGAGUUCAACGUCUGUGUGUGUAGCCCACAAUACCAAGUUGGUGUUUGAUGAUUCAAUCAGACUUUCUGGAUCAAUAUGGACAUGUAAUUUUAGUCUGGAACCAUUCGUUCUCUUUUGGACUUUGCUGCUGUUGUUGUUGGAUGGCAUCCUGAUACUAAUGGAACGUGAAACAAGCUUCUUUUUUUUUUUUUCCCAGUUAGCCAAAGUUCAGCCGUACGUUAUCCAAGAUUUGAUAGUUUUUAGAUGGUUUCUCUGAUGUAAGUUGCAUGCUUAUUUUCCAAAUGACUACCUUUCAUUGCAAAAUAACAAAUUUAAACAACUAAAAACUAUUUCCAGGGUUUUAAAAAAUGUUUGCUAAACUUAAAAUUUUUUUUCUUGUGUUCUUUUUUUUCUUAGGUAGAAGUCUUUUUUUACCUGCUCAGGUUUCCCAGAGUAAAGUUAGGACAACAGCAUAAACGUAGGUGCUCUUUAGUCAAUAGUUUGUCAAGUGUCCGGACAGCAAUGGACAGAUGUUGGACGUCCUCAAUAGAAAAUAACCUCUGGAGGAGAUAUUGUCCAAAGACCAGUGGAAACACUGAUAAAAUCCAAAGCAAAAGUCAAAUGAGCGCCAAUAUUCACGAGACUAUAGGACACCUAAAAUACGUCGAAAAAUUGUGUCUAUGGCGCUAAUAAACACUUGUGUAUAUGAAGUUGAUUUUAUUGUAUAUAAUAUAAUGUAAUAAUAAUUAUACUAGAUGAACAUAAAAUAUUUUAUCUGAGGCUCUCAACAUCCUUCAGAACUUUACUUGACCUAAAUGUAAAUUUUAAUACUUGUAAUGUUAUGUCUGUGUGUUGGUGUUGUGUACACUUUGUUUUUCUUUGACAGGUGUUGGACUAUGAAAAGGAACUUUCCAAACCAAGACAUUCAGAGUCUGUAGCUUUUGUUGGAGCAGUUUUGUAAUCAAAAAGCUAUACUCUGGAGGACCAGAUAGAAGGGGAAAAAACCAAACCAAGCCAUUUUUGAUCACGGUGGCUCUAUCUCUUGGACUGUAGCUUGGAAAGCUGGAGGAUAUUUGGUCAUUCGCAAGUAAUCACAACUAAAGUAAUGUAGCAGACUACAUAGUCACUACAGUGAAAUACAGAGAUUCAGAACAACAUGUUUUGAAAAGAGCUGUUUGUCGUCAACAUUUGACGAAAGGUGGCACCAAGUAUACUUGACAGACCGAGAAGAAUUCAGUUACAUAGGUAUGAAAGAGAUAUUGUCUUUUGUUGACACAUUUCAGUGGCAUUAUUGAAGCAAAAAUGGAAGCUUUGAUGCACAUCUUUAAAGAAAAAAUCUUUGUCAAGAUUUGUUUAAAGGCGCCAAGCAGACCUAACAGACUUCUCAGUAACUAAGGACCGAGUUGUCCUCUAUUGCAAACACAUUUCUACAUAAGAAACGCCCUUAGUAGGGAUCGACCGAUUAGCUAGGCUGAUUAUUUGGCAUGCUUCCCAAGUAAAUUCACUACUUCAGCUCUGAUGCAGUUGGCUGUCUCUCUCUGCAUUUAUUCUGUGAUCUGAAACAGUGUCUCGUCCACAGCUUUAUCUGAUGGGCUACAUGUCUUGAGGCACAGGCAGUCACUGAAAGCCAUUGUUUACACAGAGUGACCGAUGAGAGCGUUAGCUGAGCAGCUGCUCCAGUGAAUUGGCAGAGCUGUGUUUGGAAGGUGAGGUGGAAGAUGUUGCUGAAGCUUUAAUAAAAACCACAAUCUUCUACACACAUGCCUGCUUUUUCUGUUACAUAGAAAAUUCCCCAAUAAUUUAGUAGUUGGUGUUAACAAGUGGUGCAGCAAGAACUUAUUUUGUUGACUGCUAGGCUACGGAUAUCACCAAGAGGUGUGCCAUGCCUUUGUCCAAUGGGUAACACUAUGUAGAAUGCGGCAGCAUGUUUGUUAAAAGUAAGAUUAACUUUAACAGUCUCUUCUGACAGAUAUGUCUCUCUAGCAGAGACACAACCUGUAAAAACUAUGCAAGAAAUACAGCCAUUACCAUAAGUCAGGGCGUUGGUUACUUUGAUAGUGUUAUUGAUCCCAGUAAGUUGAUCUUACUGUAGACAUGAGAGCAUUGUGACGUCACAUGAUGCAUUAAUCUCAUCACUUCUGUUUCUGUUGUACGUAUUCAAUUACAGUAAUCCUUAUUAAUGAAGAAUCCCAGUUAUGAAUGACAAGCUCCCUGCUAUCACACGCUGUUAAUGUAUAACAUUUAAUGUGUAUCUGUUGUCCGCCUUUCUUGAUCACCAGCAAUUAAUAUCGGCCCUAAAAACACCAUAUCGGUCGAUCCCUAGUUCUGAGUUGACAUUUUUUAUAGACAGCUCUGAUUUAGCUUUGCAAACUGAAGCUUCGACACGGACUUAUUUACUGAUUUAUCAGUGCCAUCAUGCACAUCUGACAUAUUGUAAAAUAAUGCUACUGCUGAGAUUUACAGCAAUUACAAAUGCAUUCUCACUUUAUGUUAUUACACAAAAAUUGAAAUCAAAUCUUUUACUCUGUCGUUUACAUCUAGAAUUUUUCUAAUGGUGAUGGAAAGUACACAACAUGAAUAUAUACUGAGUUCAGGAGGGGAUAUCCCUACUGCCUACUAGGGGUGUAACGGUACGUGUGUUUGUUCCAAAUUGUUUGCUACGUCACAUUUGCUUUACAUUUGCCGGCUGCCCUUAGAUUCAGUUAUUGCUGUGUUUCCUAUUUUUAUACUCAUUCUAAAGUAUGCCAUUGGAGAAGUUUGAAAGUGUCAAAAAAAUGUAAACUUACCUAAAUUCGCAAAAAAGUCUAUGCGCUUGGUUGAAGUUAUAUUGUUUUGCUUUGUGUACAUAAUGCACAUAACAGGAGAUGGAAACGCUUUGUUACAUCAGAGUGUAUUUUAAAAAGCAUUUAACUCAAAUGACUGAUCAGCUUUUGUUGUUUUUUUUAUAUACAUAUAUUAUGUGACAUUUAGAAGGUUGUUUCAAAUUGGCUCUACAGUUGUAUGACAGCAUUGCUGCUCUUUAUGUUGAUGUGUUCACACUACAAACAUUCUGGAGCUCCAACAUCCAAGACACUUUGCUGCACCAAUUGUCCAUCAGCAAUAGUACAUUGACAGGAUUAGCCAUGAAAGCUGAGCAGGUACUUUGCCUGUUUUGUUAAAGAUGUGCUAUUGUUUUGAUCGUAAACAGGUCAGUAUUUUGUGAUUGGCAGCAUGCAGCCUUCACAGUAAGAACUGUGGCCAAUUAGGUGCUUUUGAAUGUUUUACAUUUUUGGGGGAAAAAAAAAAUCAAAAGUUGAAUUAUGCAUUUCUUUUGUUAACUUGCGGCUACAUACUGACCCAUGAACCUCGUGUACCGUUACACCCCUACUGCCUGCACGUUUUGACUUUGCAACAGUGACCUUCCUCAAGUUUCAAGUCCAGAUUGUGAACCCACACACCUCACCACAACCUGUAGUUGUCUUUUAUUGUCCCUGACUCUAAAAGCGAAAUCUACACCAGUAGACCAGACCAACGUCCUAUUCACCAACGUACCUGAGGCAGGAAGUCCCAUGCACCUUACUGUUGAAGAGAGGAUGGCGUGUUGUGCCCGUGUGGUUGUGCGUGUUUCAUGUCUUUGAGUAAAUGAGGUGCGUUAGCUGCUGUCAGCCAGCUUGUCAAAGACAGGCUGCCCCAGUCCACAGUAGAGGCUCUUCACUGCAGUUGGGUUACAUUGACGAUGAGUAGUUCUGCAGAAGUCAGUGGACAGUAAAGCCUGGACUUGUUUGCACUGCAGCCAGAGGUAUGCUUACACAGAUCAGCCGAACACGUAAGGUAAGUGUCCCAUCCAUGUUUAUAAUACAAGAUGCACAGUUGUCCCAUAACUUAACUCUUCUCUGUCCUCUUCCUCCCCGUCGCUGCUCACAGUGACGUAUGCAGGGCUUCUGGCAUCACACUUUCAAAGAAUGGCAUCACAGUGCAGAUCUCUGUUCUUCAACCUUUUUUGUGUGUGGGUGGAAGCGCUGUAGCCGUGUGUGUGUGGUUGUAGUACUUUGGCCUCUCUGUAUGUAUGCAUGAAAACGUGUGUGUAUGGACGGCUGAGUCACUGGUUCAACAUUAGUGUCCAAAGGCAGAUGUGUGCUGAAAGUUCAUAUUUUCAAACAAACUGUUUUCAAGUGAAACUUUUUUUCUGUUUCUGCCCUUUUGGCAUUGCUUGGCCCAUUAAAACAAAAUAAGAAAUAAAGCUUUUUUUUAGAAAGAGCAAGUUUUGUACAACCGUGCAACAUAUUUCAGCUGCUUUUUCUUUGUUUCUGUCCUGAAUUUACAUUUAUUUUGCUGGAAACUCGUAUUUUAAAGCGGAUUAGUUGUGGAAACAGGCAGGUUGUGUGCAGCAAUGAACAGAAACCAAAAUCACCAACCAAACUAAUUUCUUACAUUUUUUCCACCAUGAUGCUGUUAGAAAACUCUGUCAUUCCCUUUUUUUAUAUAUAUCUGACUCUUUUAUAGUGAUGCGUCUGGUUAGAACAACAUUUUUUUUUAAAAUAUUAGUUAAUAUUUAAAUCGCACUGGAAGAACAUUUGUCAUUGACUUGUAGGGCUGUAAUCGUUCAAAGAAUAUCUUGGUUAACUGAAUUUGUACCGACUCAGUCAGUUGCUCAGUGGACCAACAGAGUCGGUAUGAUUUUUCCAGCUGAAGUUGAUUAUCCACAGUGCACUAAGUGCACUCUGACUGCUAGCUUUGUUAGCCUUUGUUAGCCUAAAUUAAUUGGUUAAUUAAAAAAAACGAUAAAUAUUAAUGAGCAGAGAGAAAACGUGAUGCAUAUUAAAUCAUCUUCAUUUAUUUUAUCCUAAAAUGAUAAGAACAGCAGACCAGCGUCCACCUGCACUUAUUUAUUUAAUUUCUAAAAAUAUAUCAACUGCUUAUCGCAGCACAGGAACUGCUGAGGACUGUAUAUUAUCUGCUGUUAUCAAAUGAUCUGCAGUGUUGGUUAGUGAGCUACGAUAAACAAACUGACGUUUACAAACUCAACUUUUUGGCCAUCUGUUUAAACUUUGACAUUGUGUCGAUUCAUUUGGAGCCAGCUUCAAGUAAACAUUCAGUAAAUGUUCAAAAGGUGAGAUUUAACAGGUUCCACUAGUUUGAACCAGUUUGAAGUUCUGAAAAUGUGGGAGGUCUGUUUCUCCCAAAAAUAAUGGAUUAUUUGUGGAAGACUGUUGAUGUAGUGCUUUUUUUCUUAUGAAAGUAACACCAUCAAUUGUCUGACCAAUGAGAAGUCGGUUGGGUGAAAGCAUAUCGACCAACCAGCAGACUGCAGCCCUACAGUUGAGUUCUUGUCUCAAGUUUACUUCUGACCUGCUCCGUCUCUGACUGUCAAACCUGUCCGUAAACAUGAGCUGUGGUGGUACUGGGUGGGAUGUAUGCAGUGUUGAAAUGUCCUGUAGUGCUUGGGUCACUCUGGGUGGGAUGUAGAAAAUCAAAGAAAUAAAACAUGCCUGUAUUAAUGCAGCGCUGACUGCAGACCUCUGAGCUGCUCCGACACUCUCAAUACAACCUUCACAGCCUCUGUGACUUUGUGUGUUUGUGGAUGCAGUUUGUUGUGAGUUUUUGUUUCUUUCUCUUGACAAAGAGAACAUUUCAGUUCAAACAGAUUUUCUUCCUCAGUCUUUGUUCAGCAGAUUUCUUCACUGUUAGCACAAUCUCUAUCUUUUAAAGAAAGAAAUAUCAGCUCUGGAUUUACCUCCACUGAUGGUGCGACCUGACUAUUACACCUGUACAGUUUGUAACAGAAACCUCGUGUGGGGAGAAAAACAGCUCUAGAGCACAUACAGAGCACUUUGAAAUGGAUCCUGUAUUAAAUACAGUUUCUCCUGUGCUGCUUCAUGAUGUGGAGCUCUUAGGCUGUAAUUUAUGAGAAGCUUGUGAUAAGUCUUGUGAUUUACAUCAAGUCUUUUUCAGCAGAACAAACAUCAAACUAAUGGUUGUUGAGCAGUCCGUGGUUUGCUGCAGGGAAAAGGAGCGACGUACGUGAUGAUUAUUGAAAAUAAUCAUUUUCGACAGUGCUCAAGUGAAAAUACACCAACGUGUCAGUAACUGUUCUACAGCCCUCCGUGCUUCAGCUGCAAAUGGUACUUGCUUUCCUUUCUCUCCUCUCAGUACCUCUUAAUUCUCAUUUUGUGUCUCUUCUGUUACAUUUGAAUGCCGAGUCAUACCAGUGACCAGCCAGCCAUUUUAAAAAGUACACUACACCACGUCUUUGACGUGUUGCUUGUACGUAGGAGUUGUCUCGUAACUGUGAAGAUCCAUGGUGUGACCUGAAGUCUAUGGUUCUCUAAACCUCUGAUGAUCAGGAGGAGACGACGCUGAGGUCAGCCUCUGGAGGCUGUGAUGUAUCCGUCUGCACUGUGAUCCAUUUUGAAACCAAGUCCUCAGUCCUGAUUGGCCAACAUCUUUUCUCUCUACUGUUUGAGUGUGAUGCCAGAAUGUCCCUUUUGGCCUUAUCGGCCUCGUCUAAAGUCUGACAGACUGACACUGAAAAUGACCACAAGACCAAGUCUGUGCUCGGUGGUGCAGCUCCGUUUGGGGUCGUCCUGCAGUAAAACCCCUGAUGUGUCAGUAUGACGUCAAGCUUCACGAGGCUUUGUAACUGAAUCCUACCUGCUGAGGAUCACAACGGAUCUGAACGUUGUUGUCACGAAUUUGUCUCGUUCCCUCUGCAGUCUCUAAAACAUGAACUUCAGGGUGCUGAGAUGCCGUUCAGUAACACACAGUUCAUACUACAUAUCUACACUUGUCCUCACACUGACACACACCACAUACUUGUAUUGCAUGUUCACACUGUAACAUCAUAACCUUUUUUUUUUUUUUCUUCUUGUGAAUACCCACAGUCAUUGCCCACACAGACAUAUCAGUACAAUAUGCACAUACACACACAGGCACAGGCUGUUUGUCUUUAUAAACGUGGAAAAUAAGUAAUAACAUUUAUUAUUUAAAUAAAGCUGCUGACCAGUCCACUGCCAGACUCUCAUUGUUUGUUUCUCGCCACAGGAGCCUCGACCAAUCGAAGGAGGCUGAAAGUCCAAACCGAUGAACCAAGAUAAAAUGAAGACUGAUGUCUGAUAAAGUUCCAGAGCGUCAGGAGACUCAGCGACUGAUGUCGCCAUGACGCCGCCGCCAUGUGCUGGUGAAGCAGCUGCAGUGUCAGGACACGUCCAGCAGAGGACAACAGGCUGCAUCCAGAGGAGGGACGCACUGUUUCUCUGCUCUGACCUUUAAGAAUAAAUGAUACAAACCUGA
This is a messenger RNA of Stegastes partitus (bicolor damselfish), 13619 nucleotides long. RefSeq names its product splicing factor proline/glutamine-rich (gene sfpq). The transcript has 12 exons. The coding region runs from base 149 to 2149 and encodes 666 amino acids. The record is from RefSeq and is a predicted model, not a curated record. Gene Ontology annotation, molecular function: RNA binding. Lineage: Eukaryota; Metazoa; Chordata; Actinopteri; Pomacentridae.